UGAAAUUGACUAUACAUUUGGUUAUUGUGUUUCAAAGUAAUUUAAUAUAAAGAAAAUCUUCUAUAAAUAUUUCAAAAGUGAAAGCAUUAAUAGCAUGGUUAUACAUACCGUUUUGCCUUGGCAAAAGCGUUGAAUUUUCUUUUCGUUGUCGUAGCGAGAAAAUAUAAAUCUGCACAACAUAAAAAAAGUUUAAAGGAAAAGAAAGAUAAACGAUAAAGUAAAGAGACGACUAUCAACAGCACAAGCAAAUGAAAAAGAAUAUUGUGCAAAAUAACGAGCUGCAAGGCCCAGUAUAACUCAACGAGUAACGAGUUGCCACCGUAGAAUCAAGUGCCAAUGUGUGGUGCGACCUUCUGGCCUCGGGCUAUCUUAAGCCAAAUAUUGAAAUUAAAAAAUUGUGCUUAAAGUAUAAAAUCUAGUUUAUUAAUAAUAGCAAAAAUAAUAUUUGGUUAAGUUGGGUGAUCUAAACGCUGUCGGAGGCAGCAUUGCAACAACGCGCCUCUAGAUUUAGUGUAGGAUUGCAGUGUAUGCACUACACAAAUAUAUAUCAAAAAGACGAAUUUUGUAAGAAAAAGGAGAAAAGAGAACGUUGUAACAGAUUUUCACUUGGUUGAUGUGCGACAGUAAAUGUAUCAGCGGAAAUGAUUUGUAAAAAGGACGUUAUCCAAUGGUUUAAAGAACUCGAGAGUUAUAAAAGGAUCGACACGAUGUGCACUUUGCUUAACAUGUGUUUACCGUUUGAGUUACGGUUCUUAGGGACAUGCCUAGAAGAGUUGGGCCGGCGCGAUUCGCAAGAGUUGCGUGGCAUGGAAUUAAGAGUUAAUAAUCCCCAAGAUUUGGCAUCUGAUAUGGUUGCAUGUCAGAAAGGCGAACCAACUGAUAAGAAAAUAAGGCGAAAAAUGGCGCUUUAUUUAGCAUUAAUACGAGCUUGCAAUCGUACCUGUGUGACGGAGAUAUUUCGAACGUUGGAUGGUUGGGGUGACAGAGACUUUCUUAAUAUGAAUGACUCAGAUACUUUACAGGAACUUUUAUUGGUUUACACCAUGGCAGCAAAUCAUCCGGUGUUUUCAUUUGAUCAGCAAUGCAAAUGCACUCAAAUUUUUGAGAAAAUUAAAGAAAACAAGUUGGUGGCGGAUUUUCAAUCUCCGCUUCCCCAACAGCCGAGUAUUGACCCAACGCUAGUUCAUACUCAACAUCAGCAGGAACCACGUCAACAUUUGCCUCCGUCCCACCAGGAAAUUCCACAGCAGUUACUUCAUGCAAUGCAUAUCCCUGGACAACCGCAUCCACAAAUAUUAACACCCGUCAACAUCAUGCCAAUGACAUUUCCACAAGGUCUUCAUAAGAUCAUUCAAGCAGAUGGAACAAUGCAACACCCUGUUCCUGUUGAUCCUCAUAUGAUUCCAUUAAAUGUCAUUCCAACUGAGUCGAAUCCAAUUUUUCAGCCAACAUGGCAACGCAUGUAUCCCCACACGGUUGAGCAUCCGCCGCAGUCGGCAUCGCCGAUGCUAAGCCAACAAUCCUCUCCAUCAAGUAGCCGAACCACAAGCCCAAACCGGAAUGCUAGUAGCAAUAUGAUGCUACCUGGCAUGCAGUUGCAAUCACGAAAUAUUCCGCAAAGAAUGAGUGCCUCAUUGAAAAAUGUCAGGCGUCCAUCAGCUGAAACUACACCACCACCAAUGGGGCAACAGCAGCAUCAACAACUGAUACACGACAUUAAUAUGACAACCAACAUAAAGAAUAUAGAUGAUGCUGUAGCAAGCAACGAAGGCACCGGUAAUCCUCUACAGGCGUUGAUUCGCAAUGGUUAUCCACGCCGGCAUAAGUCAGGCAAUUAUACACCGCUUAUUCAUCAGCAGCAACAACAAUUAGCGGUGAAUCCACAUUUCCAACCGGUUGCAAAUUUCGCUGGUCUAGCUUAUUCAAUGCAGAAUAUGUCAAUGUCUGAUGGCACUGGUACUGGUUUAGAUACCACAUUAGUACCGGGAUCGUUAAAUGCGAAUAAAAGUGGUGGCAGUGAUACAGGUAGUUCCAAUGGUUCGUGUGGUGACGCUUCACCGCCAGAAACGCCAACGCUUUCAGGUACUACAAAUGUGCCCGGCUUACGACUUGGUAAUGAAAAUCAACUGCAAAAACAUCAACAGUUGGGCUAUAAUAAACAGACGGGGAAUACAAGGCUUAACGGACGCUCAGAUAAAAUGAUUUCAGCGAAUGUUGUUGUGAAUUCCGUUAGCACGACUGCAAGUGGUAUGUAUACAACACCAAUGAUGAAUACACAUCCGGCGCUAACGCAACAGUCACAACCAAUGUAUGGUGCUGAAAUUAUUUUAGCAUCCGGUAGUAAUGCUGGUGGCAUUGGUUUAAUGCAAACAUCGCUGGCCAAUAACAAUAAUAGCGGCGGCAUUGGCAAUAAUAUUGCAGUUGUUAAUACGACUUCAAAUAUCGGCACCAGUAAUAAUAAUCUAGCAACUAAUCCCGUUUUAAUGAGUUCUCCAUCGCCGGGUGUCGCUAGUGGUGGUGGUAGCAUUAUAACCAAUAUGACACCGAAUCCGCUUAUCCUGCCCACGCCACAUCAACAGCAAUAUAACGCCACCUACCCAUAUCAUGCAGCGCCUACUGCCCAACAUCAGCGUUUGAUGAGUCAUACCGGUGGUCCAGCACCGCCACAAUUACGACUUAUGCCGAACGAACACAUUUAUUCAUAUUAUCAAAUACCAGGCGCGGCACCGCCCGGUGCGCCGCCCCUCGCAUUACGUCCGACUAAUGCGUUGCCACCCCCACCUAAUACAAAUGUGACAUCGGGUGUUACAGGUGUGCUGCAGGUGCAGCAACAACAGCCCACCGCGCAGGCGCUUCAAACUAAUCCAACUAUUGUCGCCAGUCCAACGAUAUUGACUGGUGGUACGCCGUACAGCACGCAGGCAGCGCAAAUUGUCAGUAAUAAACAUUUAUCGUGUUACAAUUGUGGUUCGCAGAGUCAUAGUGGGCCCGAUUGUCAAGAAGCGUCCAUGGAGGACGUUACCCGCAGCGCCAUAUAUAAAUUAGACUAUUCCGGAUCGUCAAGUGCGUCACCAACUGUGUCGUCGGGUGCGAAUAGUGUGACUGUUGGUAGUGCGGGCGCUGGGGGUAUUGGCGGUGCUGCUGCUGGGGGUGCUGGUGGUGGUGGAGGUGGUGUUGGAAGUGGCGGUAGCAGUGGUGGUGGUGGGGCUAUAACAGACUCUUUGCAAAUACAGCAUCACCCGCAACAACAACACCAUCAAAAACAACACACAGUGGAAGUAACUGGUGCAACAUUGGUCGGUACACAGUCGAGUGCGACCACACUACAUUCGUCCACGCCCGUCGCCAGUGCACUGAACACAAAGUGAAGUUAUGUUUGGCAAAUUUUUGAGUGCGGUGUUUGAAACUCAGCAUGUCUGUAACUCUUAUGUGUUAUACAACCUUAACUAUUAUCGCUCCCGAAAAGUGUUAGUUAAGUUGAUAAAAAAAAGUUAUGGCGGGUUGCGAAGACAAACUGAAAAUAUAGUGUAAUGAUAGUUGAGGCUUGCCAGCUCUUUGCUGUGCUUGCAGUAUAGAGAUUUAUACAGUUAUGAUUAGCGGAAAUCAAAUUUCACGCUUCUCUAGCGCAUAAGAUUUAAAAUUAGUGAAACUUUUUAAUAACAAAUGAUUAAUAUAUACAUAUUUCAAUGUUGAAUAAGACUUAAUUAAUUAAUUAGCGCGUAUAACAUCUGAAAUCGUGUUAUAGAGUUAUAACAAAUGCAAAAGGUUUGCUAAACUUAUUAUACGGAUAUAGGAAUGCGAACAAAUAAUAAAAAAUACUCGUUUGUACGUCCAUGUAAAUCUAAACAUAUUACUACACACUCAAUUCGGACUGUAUGUAUUAUGUAGUAUGACAAUUUAUUAUAAGCAAUUACAAUUAUAUACUCUUAAAAUGUUUCUCAACGUAAAUUCGUAAGCAAAUUGAAAAAAAAAAAUGUAAUUAAGUCAGCUGUAUUUAUUUAUUUAGUAAACUUAAAUUUCCAUUUAACAACGUUAGCCAUGUGUGCAUGGCUUUGAAAGUCAAAACUUCUAGAACAAAUUAAAAAAUUCUCUUUUUUUGCGAAAUUAAUUCGUUAAAAUAUUCUAAUAAUUAAGUACAUUAAGAAUUCGCGCUGCAUGUAAUAAAUUUUAUUAAGAACUUUUUGAAUAACUACAUAUACAUAAUUUAUGAUUUAGAAGUUUGUAGUAUGUGUAUGCAUUUUUGCAUGUGCGUUAACUGACUGUGUUGAAAUAUUUCGUUCGCAUUACUAUAACUGUACGUGAAAGAUGUGUGUGCAUAUAUGUAUAUAUAUGUAAAAUCCGUGAAAACGCCUAUUAGUACAUAUACAUAUAUACUCCGUGCCAUGCACAACUUCAUCGCUGUAUGAAAGUGGUAAUAACAAUCGUACGUUCGGAUCAGAUAACAAAAAAAUAAUUGGAGAUGAAUCAAAUUAGGAAUUAAUAAUUUGUGUUUUACAGUAGUCACAUUCUUCUAUGUAGUAUAUAUAAAUGUAUAUUUAAGUAAAAAAUAAUUAUUGUUAAAUGAAGGAUAUGAAAGAGUUAAAUAGUAACCUAUGAAAAAUGAAAGUAGUUGGAGAUGAUGAGAGCAAUGAGAAACAUUUAUAUUAAAUACACAUAUAUGAGUAUAUAUUAAUCCAAUACAUAUUAAUUACAGAUAUUCUCUAAAUAUGUAAACAAACGCCGACAAGAGAUAUCCCUGUUUCUGUAUACAUACAUACAUAUAUGAAUAAACGUCGAAAAGUGAAAUGAAAAAACGGCAAAAUGCGCCAACAUGCGAUUUUGAAAUGCAUAUGUAUGUAGGUAUGUGCGAUUCGAUGUAGCAGGAUUAUAUGAAGUUCUUGUUAUAUCUGCAUAUAUUAUUUUGUUCUAAUUGUUGGUAUUCGGACUUUGUAUUUAUGUACGUAGUGUUAAAACCAAUUUUUUGAACAAACGCUCGCAACUUACUGAUCAAUGGCAUUUGCUAAGAACAUACUAAAAGUAUAUAUACACUCAUACACAUAUUCGCACAGAUUUAGCAGUCGGAAAGUAAAUAUAUAUAUAUAUACUACAACAUAUACAAUUACAAUUAACCUGUACAUGUAAAUCGCUCUCCUGCUUAAAGUUAAGGUGAACAAAGCUAAAUAUUCUUGACUACUUCUUUUAACUGAUAAAAUAUUAUUUCCUAUUUUCGAAA
This is a messenger RNA of Bactrocera latifrons, 5212 nucleotides long. RefSeq names its product mucin-12. The transcript has 4 exons. The record is from RefSeq and is a predicted model, not a curated record. Gene Ontology annotation, molecular function: nucleic acid binding; zinc ion binding. NCBI's taxonomy places the organism in Eukaryota, Metazoa, Arthropoda, Insecta, Diptera, Tephritidae. Bases 642 to 3368 code for a protein of 908 amino acids.